Messenger RNA from Sapajus apella (tufted capuchin), 9636 nucleotides. It is a transcript of the gene MON2, whose product is annotated as MON2 homolog, regulator of endosome-to-Golgi trafficking. The record is from RefSeq and is a predicted model, not a curated record. NCBI's taxonomy places the organism in Eukaryota, Metazoa, Chordata, Mammalia, Primates, Cebidae. The transcript has 36 exons. The coding region runs from base 428 to 5590 and encodes 1720 amino acids.
UCCCGGUAGCGCUCGGAAUUGUGGGCGACUCGGCUAAUGGCGUCGGAGAGUUUUAGGGGCCUAGGGAGCUGGUGUUGAAGCUUCUUGCCAGCUUGGCUGGUGACACCCGGUGUGGCUGGGCCCGCGGCAGUGGAGAGACCUGUCCGCCUUGUGGGCUCCUCGGCCAGAGUCGGCGGAGCCUAGCUGGGCGGGGUGACUGCGGGGGCGCCUCCGAGAGAAGCCGGAGGUGUUGCGGGGAGGCUGCUGGGGGACGCUCGAGCAAGCUCCGGGUUCGCAGCCCAGGGCCCGGCGGAGCCCCUGCCGGGACCAAGAAGCGGGCUGCGGAAGGGCCAGAGACGCCGGGAGGGAGCUGCCGGUGGCCCAAAGGAGCUGACAGUGCCGGAGCUUAUUUGUACCUCUCCGAAAUUGGUUGGGAUCUUGGAGGAUCAUGUCCGGCACCAAUAGCCCCGAGGCGGUGAAGAAGCUGCUGGAGAAUAUGCAGAGCGACUUGCGCGCCUUGUCACUGGAGUGCAAGAAGAAAUUCCCACCUGUCAAGGAGGCCGCCGAAUCAGGAAUAAUAAAAGUUAAAACAAUAGCUGCACGAAACACCGAAAUUUUGGCAGCACUGAAAGAGAACAGCUCAGAGGUUGUACAGCCUUUUUUAAUGGGUUGUGGAACCAAGGAACCGAAGAUCACUCAGCUGUGUUUGGCUGCUAUUCAGAGACUCAUGUCACAUGAAGUCGUGUCUGAGACUGCAGCUGGAAAUAUAAUUAACAUGCUUUGGCAGCUAAUGGAAAAUAGUCUUGAAGAACUUAAGCUACUUCAAACAGUUCUUGUUCUUUUAACAACCAAUACCGUAGUUCACGAUGAGGCACUUUCUAAGGCAAUUGUUCUUUGUUUUCGACUACAUUUCACAAAAGAUAAUAUCACAAAUAAUACAGCUGCUGCUACAGUGCGACAAGUUGUUACUGUUGUUUUUGAGAGGAUGGUUGCUGAAGAUGAACGACACAGAGAUAUUGUAGAACAACCAGUACUGGUACAAGGAAAUAGUAACAGAAGAUCUGUCAGUACUCUCAAACCUUGUGCUAAAGAUGCAUAUAUGCUUUUCCAGGACCUUUGUCAGUUGGUUAAUGCUGAUGCUCCUUAUUGGCUAGUGGGCAUGACAGAAAUGACUCGGACGUUUGGCCUUGAAUUACUUGAGUCAGUCCUGAAUGAUUUUCCACAGGUCUUUUUACAACAUCAAGAAUUUAGUUUCCUCCUCAAAGAAAGGGUAUGUCCCCUUGUGAUAAAGCUCUUUUCUCCAAAUAUAAAGUUCAGACAAGGUUCCAGCACCUCAUCCUCUCCAGCACCAGUUGAAAAACCGUAUUUUCCCAUCUGCAUGCGUUUGCUGAGAGUAGUAUCUGUUCUGAUUAAGCAAUUUUACAGUCUUUUGGUAACUGAAUGUGAGAUAUUUCUGUCACUUCUGGUGAAAUUUCUGGAUGCAGAUAAACCACAGUGGCUACGAGCUGUUGCAGUGGAAUCAAUACACAGAUUUUGUGUGCAGCCCCAACUACUAAGAUCAUUUUGUCAGUCCUAUGAUAUGAAACAGCAUUCUACCAAGGUUUUUCGUGAUAUUGUAAAUGCACUGGGAUCUUUUAUACAGUCCUUGUUUCUUGUCCCCGCUACUGGAAAUCCUGCUACAAGCAACCAAGCUGGAAACAAUAAUUUAGGUGGCUCAGUCUCAGCACCAGCUAACUCAGGAAUGGUGGGGAUUGGUGGAGGUGUUACUUUGCUACCAGCAUUUGAAUAUAGGGGAACCUGGAUACCUAUUCUGACAAUCACAGUUCAAGGCAGUGCUAAAGCCACCUACUUAGAAAUGUUGGACAAAGUUGAGCCUCCAACUAUACCUGAAGGUUAUGCUAUGUCUGUGGCAUUCCAUUGUUUGCUAGACCUUGUUCGUGGAAUCACAAGUAUGAUUGAAGGAGAGUUAGGAGAGGUUGAAACAGAAUGUCAAACCACCACCGAAGAAGCUUCUUCACCAACACAGUCGUCAGAGCAUCAGGAUUUACAGUCUGCAUCAGACCAAAUGGAUAAGGAAAUUGUUAGUAGGGCUGUUUGGGAAGAAAUGGUGAACGCCUGCUGGUGUGGUCUUCUUGCUGCACUCUCACUCCUUCUGGAUGCCAGCACAGAUGAAGCUGCCACUGAGAAUAUUUUAAAAGCUGAACUGACUAUGGCUGCUCUUUGUGGAAGACUGGGCCUUGUGACUUCAAGAGAUGCCUUUAUAACUGCAAUAUGCAAAGGUUCCCUGCCUCCUCAUUAUGCUCUUACUGUAUUAAAUACUACCACUGCAGCUACACUUUCCAACAAAUCAUAUUCUGUUCAGGGCCAAAGUGUUAUGAUGAUAAGUCCAUCAAGUGAAUCUCAUCAGCAAGUUGUGGCAGUGGGUCAGCCUUUAGCAGUCCAGCCUCAAGGGACAGUAAUGCUGACUUCCAAAAAUAUCCAGUGUAUGAGGACUCUACUUAACUUGGCACAUUGCCAUGGGGCUGUUCUUGGAACAUCAUGGCAACUUGUCUUGGCAACUCUUCAGCAUCUUGUAUGGAUUCUGGGAUUAAAGCCUAGUAGUGGCGGUGCCUUGAAACCUGGGAGAGCUGUAGAAGGACCCAGUACAGUUCUAACAACAGCAGUGAUGACGGAUUUACCAGUGAUUUCCAAUAUACUUUCAAGAUUGUUUGAAAGCUCACAGUAUCUUGAUGACGUAUCACUGCAUCAUUUAAUAAAUGCGCUUUGCUCCUUGUCUCUAGAAGCAAUGGAUAUGGCCUACGGAAAUAAUAAGGAACCAUCUCUUUUUGCUGUUGCCAAAUUGUUAGAAACUGGUUUAGUUAAUAUGCACCGAAUAGAAAUUCUGUGGAGACCUCUGACUGGCCAUCUACUUGAGAAGGUCUGCCAGCAUCCAAACUCUCGAAUGAGAGAAUGGGGAGCAGAAGCUUUAACUUCCCUUAUUAAAGCAGGAUUAACGUUUAACCAUGAUCCUCCACUUUCACAAAACCAGAGGCUGCAGUUGCUUUUACUGAAUCCACUAAAGGAGAUGUCCAAUAUUAAUCAUCCAGAUAUUCGACUCAAGCAGUUAGAAUGUGUGUUGCAGAUUCUGCAGAGUCAGGGAGACAGUCUUGGGCCUGGAUGGCCAUUAGUGCUUGGAGUCAUGGGAGCAAUCAGAAAUGAUCAAGGAGAAUCCUUGAUACGAACUGCAUUCCAGUGUCUUCAGUUGGUUGUGACAGAUUUUCUGCCAACAAUGCCUUGUACUUGCCUACAAAUAGUUGUAGAUGUUGCAGGUAGCUUUGGUCUCCAUAACCAAGAACUUAAUAUUAGUUUAACUUCAAUAGGUUUAUUGUGGAAUAUUUCAGAUUAUUUUUUCCAACGAGGGGAAACUAUUGAAAAAGAACUAAAUAAGGAAGAGGCAUUACAGCAAAAGCAGGCAGAAGAGAAAGGAGUUGUUUUAAAUCGGCCUUUCCACCCUGCACCACCAUUUGAUUGCUUGUGGUUAUGUCUUUAUGCAAAACUGGGUGAACUAUGCGUGGAUCCUCGUCCUGCUGUCAGGAAGAGUGCAGGGCAAACUCUGUUUUCUACAAUUGGUGCACAUGGAACUUUAUUACAGCAUUCAACCUGGCACACUGUUAUUUGGAAGGUACUCUUUCAUCUACUGGACAGAGUUCGAGAGUCUUCUACCACUGCAGACAAAGAAAAGAUUGAGUCUGGAGGUGGCAAUAUUCUCAUUCAUCAUUCAAGGGACACAGCAGAAAAGCAGUGGGCUGAGACAUGGGUAUUAACGUUGGCUGGAGUAGCAAGAAUCUUCAACACUAGAAGAUAUUUGCUGCAACCUUUAGGAGAUUUUUCAAGAGCUUGGGAUGUUCUUCUUGACCAUAUACAAUCAGCAGCACUCAGCAAAAACAAUGAAGUGUCUCUGGCUGCUCUGAAAAGCUUCCAGGAAAUUUUACAGAUUGUGUCUCCUGCCAGAGACUUGGAUAAGCCUGAGACACCACCUGUAGUUAAUGUACCUGUGCCUGUUCUUAUAGGGCCCAUAUCAGGCCCUGGCAUGAGCAGGCCAUUUGUAAGAACAGAUUCCAUUGGAGAAAGACUUGGAAGAUAUAGUAGCUCUGAGCCACCCAUUGUUACUGAUGAGCUUGAAGAUUUGAAUCUAUGGUGGGCUGCGUGGAAUACCUGGUAUCGAAUUGGAUCUGAAAGUACUAAGCCUCCUAUUACUUUUGAUAAACUAACUUUUAUUCCUAGCCAGCCUUUUCUUACAGCUUUAAUUCAGAUAUUUCCAGCUCUCUACCAACACAUAAAAACUGGUUUCAACAUGGAUGACUUGCAAAAGUUGGGAGUCAUAUUGCACAGUGCUGUUUCAGUCCCGAUAAGUUCAGAUGCAUCCCCUUUUAUUCUUCCAUCUUAUACCGAAGCAGUUUUGACAAGUUUACAGGAAGCUGUACUUACAGCUUUAGAUGUUCUCCAAAAGGCCAUUUGUGUAGGACCAGAAAACAUGCAGAUAAUGUAUCCAGCUAUAUUUGACCAGUUGUUGGCAUUUGUAGAAUUUUCCUGUAAACCUCCACAGUAUGGACAGCUGGAAACAAAGCACAUUGCAAAUGCAAAAUAUAAUCAGAUCCAACUAUUUGCACCGGCGGAAUGGGUAGCCUUGAAUUAUGUGCCAUUUGCUGAAAGGUCUUUAGAAGUAGUUGUGGAUUUAUACCAAAAAACAGCGUGUCACAAAGCAGUGGUGAAUGAGAAAGUGCUCCAGAAUAUUAUUAAGACUCUUAGGGUUCCUCUCAGUUUGAAGUAUUCCUGCCCUUCUGAAAGCACAUGGAAACUAGCAGUAUCCUCUCUCCUCAAGGUUCUUUCUAUUGGGCUACCUGUUGCCCGGCAGCAUGCUUCUUCUGGAAAAUUUGACAGUAUGUGGCCAGAACUAGCGAAUACUUUUGAAGAUUUUCUCUUUACUAAAAGCAUACCUCCAGAUAACCUCUCUAUUCAAGAGUUUCAAAGAAAUGAAAAUAUUGAUGUUGAGGUAGUUCAGCUUAUCAGCACUGAGAUACUACCUUAUGCCAAUUUUAUUCCUAAGGAAUUUGUUGGUCAGAUAAUGACAAUGCUUAACAAGGGCUCAAUACAUUCUCAGUCAUCUUCAUUUACAGAAGCAGAGAUUGAUAUUCGUUUGAGAGAAGAAUUUUCUAAAAUGUGUUUCGAAACAUUGCUUCAGUUUUCCUUCAGUAAUAAAGUCACAACACCUCAAGAAGGCUACAUCUCACGAAUGGCACUCUCAGUGCUUUUAAAGAGGUCCCAAGAUGUACUACGUCGCUAUAUAGAGGAUGAAAGAUUAAGUGGUAAAUGCCCUCUUCCAAGGCAACAAGUAACAGAAAUUAUAUUUGUUUUAAAAGCAGUCAGUACUCUUAUUGAUUCACUUAAGAAAACUCAGCCUGAGAAUGUUGAUGGAAAUACCUGGGCACAAGUAAUUGCCUUAUACCCAACUUUAGUAGAAUGCAUCACCUGCUCUUCUUCAGAAGUCUGCUCUGCACUUAAAGAAGCACUAGUUCCCUUUAAGGAUUUCAUGCAACCACCAGCAUCCAGAGUUCAAAAUGGAGAAUCUUGACCAGCUACAGUAUAUUUGAAAGAAGAAAGAUAUUCUAAAAAAUGUUUGCUCCUAACUGAAUCUUCUGUGAGAAGGACAUUUCUUACCACAAAUAAUUCUUGGCAGCUGUUGUUGGCCUUCUUUAGAUUCUACUCACCCAAGUUCAGUAAUUCAUAUUACAAGCUUGCACAUCUAACAAAGGCCCCUGAAUGAGUAGCAGUGCAAGCCUUUAAUAAAUUAAACUGAUGGGAUGGAUAAUUAAUACUACAGUAUACAUGCUACCGUAUCUCCAGUUGGUGAUUUAAAGUGAGCUUAUGUACAGUUUGUGGUGUAUCUGUUAAUGAUGUACUUUUUAAAAAGAAAGAAGAGAUACUUCAGUCAGAUUUAUUAGGCUGGUGUUUUUGCAACCUUUUUCAAGUACAAAAUCGUACUAGAAUUUUAUGCAAGAUGGUACUGUAACAUUCCAUAUUAUCUAUAACCAGCCUUUAUUAACAAAGGGAAUUGAUAUACUUGUGUGUAUAAUAAAUGGUACAGUUCUGUAUAAAAUAGUUGCAUUUAUUUAAAUUUUAAAAGUAUUGAUAAUGUUAAAUGCUUAAAGCUCUAUUUAUUAUUAAUACAAAAUUGUUUGCUUAUGUUUUUACUUAUAAUUUGCCUUCUUAUGUGGCAGAUAAGCUCACUAUAUGAUCAUGCAGUUAGCCUCAUGCUUAUUUUAAAUGUAUAUUAGUGACCAUUAAACAUCUGACCAGUAAGGUCAUGUGAACACAGCAGCAAAUAGUUUAUGAUUUGCUGGUUUUGCAACUUCGAAAUAUAGGUUAUUAAUACAUUGAUAUAUAUUGUAGCACUUUGACUUCAUCAUACCUCAUUUCUUUAAACAGCUCUCCAAGCUUUCACUGAAGUCUGUCUGAUUUUUAUAUUUGCUGUCUGAAUUUUAAAGACUUUUCAUAUUUUAUAUUUCUACUGAUUUUGUUUCCCCUGACAACAUUUGUCACUGUCUUUGAAUUACGACCCAGGCAAGAUGAUUUCAGAUUUUCUAAAAUUUUGCCUGUGAGGUUUUGUUCAUUUCAGUGCUUCAUUUUGUAAUGUCUUCUCAAGAAGAAAAAUACCUAUGUUAACUCACAAGUAUAAAAUGUGUGUGUAUAUAAAACAAUGAAAAGUGUAUUUUUGGAGAUAGUCAAGCAUUUAGAAGUGCAGUGAACUUGCUGUAAUGGAGUAAAAUGCUAAUUAUGUUUCACUUCCUAUCCUAGUGAAAAAGAAAAGUGCUCUUGAGUACAAUAACUUAAUUAUUUCUUAAAAUACUGACUUUGACCUAGCUCACUGUAUUUUUUAUUUAAUGGAUUACAAUAUUUUUCUUCUGAGUUAAAUUUUCAUAAUUUAUGUGAAGACACAAAGAUGUUUAAAACAAUGAUUAUUCAUAAGAAAUCAUAAUGGUGUUGGUAUUAUUUUAGUGUAUUGGAAGGCUUUUGAUUUUAAUAGAAUUUAUUAAUUUGAGCUUCUCCAUAAUAAUCAUAAAACUGCAAAAAGAUAUUAGAAUUGAGUCAUGAAUGAGAUACAGUUUUGAGGCUAUUAUAAUUGUGUAAUUAUUUAAUUUGCACUAUUAUCUGUAAAAAUGUGGUAAGGUCUUCAUUUGAGGGGAUUUUUUUAUUUACAUGAGUUAAUGAAUUUCUAUUAUUUCACCUAAAAUUAAGGUAAAAUGUGGCAUUUCAUAAGUUCUGCUUUCAGCAUUUUCCUUAAAUUUGUAAAAAGUAAUCAUUCAAGCUGUGUACUUAUUUUCUAUCUUUGGGUAUGUUAAAUUGAGGAUUAGAAAAAUCCACAUAAUCACUGAUAAAGCAUUGAAACAGAAUAACCCAAGGGUAGUGUACCAAUUCAGUAACAUGUUAAAAAUAUUGCCAUGCAUUUAUUCAAAGGAAAAUGGUCUAUUCUUGAGAAGUAACAGAUCAGUUGCAAUUAGGAUAAUUAAAUAGUUAAAUGUGAGUCAAGUGUAUGCAAUAUGCAUUUAUAUGAGCAGAGUAAUUUGAGCUAAUACUGCAUUAGCAUUCUUUAUCAGGACCAUGCCCUGCAGUUCAAAACAUAAACAUAGUGAAUGUGUUAUUGCCAUGUAAUAAGGUAAUCAAUGCCAGUCUUAGUGUGGAGCAACUGGGUGGCCCUCUUGGUAGUAUAAUUUGACAGACUUUUCCUCCAGAAUAUUUCCGGUUACCCUCCAAGAGUCACUUCUGUAAUUCAUUCCCUUGAGUCAAACAUUCCUUUAGGUUGCAUUUUCUAAAAUAUUCUGAUUGCUGGUAUGGAACACAUUGCCCUUGUCUUGUUAGUACAAAUUGGGUUCUUUAGUGACCAGAAGAACUGGAGUGUGUGAAAUUACUAGAUAGCAGGAGAUUCAAAAAGAAAGCUCUCAAAGAUAAGAUUAUUUUAUAGCACGAUUGAUUCUAUAACCAGCCCUUGAAACAGAAGUAAAAAUGUCCUUUGGGAUACUUACUAGAAAUACUAUGAGGUGUUUUUUUUUUUUUUUUUUUUCGAUUUAGAUGGAGUUUCGCUUUGUCGCCCAGGUUGGAGUGCAGUGGCAUGAUCUUGGCUCACUGUAACCUCCAUCUACCAGGAUCAGGUGAUUCUCGUGCCACAGACUCCUGAGUAGCUGGGAUUACAGACAUAUGCCACCAUGCCUGGCUAAUUUUUUUGUAAUUUUAGUAGAGAUGGGUUUUCACCAUGUUGGCCAAGCUAGUUUUGAACGCCUGACCUCAGGUGAUCUGCCCGCCUUGGCCUCCCAGAGUGCUGGCAUUACAGGCAUAAGCCACCACGCCUAGCCAAGAGAGUUUUAAGCCUUAUGUCGUCACUUGUUGUCACUGACAGUGCCUGUCUUAUACAACAAGUAUAUGCCAACAAUUGUAUGAUUCAUAAAGCAUUUUUCUGACCAUUUUGUCCAUUAUAAAGGAAUUAAGCUAAUUGUUAACUUGCACAGAUUACUUCUUAAGUUUCCUAUAAUGCUACCACUGCCAAGGGAAAAAAAUACAUCAUUUUGUAAUGUCUUUAGUAUUUCUUUAUAACUAGUGUUAAGGUUUUGUCAAUUUUACUGUAUACAUUUGUAACAUGUAUUUAUUAGAAGCCUUUUAGGUUCCAAAACAAAAGGCAUAAAGUCUGGCUUAGAGAGAACCACUUUUCACUUGCUUUCAUUUUUAAUUUUAUUCACUUAACAGCUAACAUCUCUCUUGUUUCUUGUUUUUUCUGUAUAUGGUUAUCAAUUCAACUCUUUUUAUACUUCUUAAAUUUGUAUGUAUCAUCAGAAGACAGAGAUGAACAAUUUGGUAUAGAUGUUUUAUUCUGGAGAAUAAUAUUCAGUUAAAUUAUUUCUACAGUAGGCCAAUAAUAACUAGAUUAUUUGUCCUUUCUCAAUAUAUUUUAAAAAGUAUUUUGUUUUAUUGUCAAAAUUUGGUACCAGGUAACCAUUGGGCCAAAGGAACAUCAGUUCUGAAACUAAGGAUGAGUUAGCAUAAGUUAUGGAACAAUGUUAGAAAAUAACUCAAAAGUAUAUUCUUUAUUAAUGAGGUGAUCAUUAUUACAUUUGUGUCAGUUAAGGGCAGUUAUUUUAUAAUGUCUAGUAUUUUCUCCCCAAAUGUGUAACAAUUCAGAUGGGCAACCAAGUUUUCAAGAGACUGCUCUAGGUGAAGUCUGUGUAGCCAAGGCAGAACACUUACAGGAGCCCCUAACUGUGCCACCCUUGGAAUGGAGGCAGUGUAUAGGCCCAGAAUAUUGUGGAUUACAGUUUUUCGUAGAAAACUGCCAGAGAUGUAGACAGAAAUGGUCUCUGAAACCAUUGCCAGCAGCCGGUUAUGUUCGUUAGAUUUCCACUUAGGUUUGGCAUUUUGGCAGAUAAUGCUGAUCUUGUAUAAGGUGUCACAUUUUACUAUGCUUAGUGUUUCUGGGUUGUAUUUAUCUACAUUAUUAGAGAGAAUUUUGCUUUAAAAAAAUUAUAAGAAGAAUGGGAGUUCAUACCACAUAGUAUUUUACCAAUUUAUAUAAAGUGGGAAAAGUCUUUAAUACUUCAUGAUCACUUGAAUUAAAUUUUUUGUAUCUCUGGA